CAAUCGGUUCACACUCACCAUGUCGAUUCGGCUCAUUUCUCGGCUCCUGGGCGAAGAAGCGCCACUCGUGGUCUCCAACGCAGACCGAUAACAACUUCAUCGUUCCCUCUCCGUUGUCUCCGUUUCCUCGCCUGGUUCCUUCGCGGCGGACGAAGACAAAGAAGAAACGUAAGGAAGCGGGGUGGAAGCGAUGAGCGGUCACGACUCCAAAUACUUCUCCACCACCAAGAAGGGAGAGAUCCCCGAGCUCAAGGAAGAGCUCAAUUCGCAGUACAAGGAUAAGAGAAAAGAUGCCGUGAAGAAGGUGAUAGCUGCAAUGACUGUUGGGAAAGAUGUUUCAUCAUUGUUCACAGACGUUGUAAACUGCAUGCAAACAGAGAAUCUGGAACUGAAGAAACUUGUCUAUUUGUACCUGAUAAACUAUGCAAAGAGUCAACCAGAUCUUGCCAUACUCGCUGUGAAUACAUUUGUUAAGGACUCACAAGACCCUAAUCCUCUGAUCCGUGCCUUAGCUGUGAGGACAAUGGGCUGCAUCCGUGUUGACAAAAUCACAGAAUACCUGUGUGAUCCUCUUCAAAGAUGUCUAAAGGAUGAUGAUCCUUAUGUCCGAAAGACAGCAGCAAUAUGUGUAGCUAAAUUAUAUGACAUAAAUGCUGAGUUGGUGGAAGAUAGGGGUUUCUUGGAUACACUCAAGGAUUUGAUAUCUGACAACAAUCCAAUGGUUGUAGCAAAUGCAGUUGCAGCACUUGCAGAGAUCCAGGAAACUAGCAGCCAACCGAUCUUUGAGAUUACUAGUCAGACACUAUCAAAGCUUCUGACUGCUUUGAAUGAAUGCACUGAAUGGGGUCAAGUAUUCAUUUUGGAUGCUUUAUCAAGGUAUAAAGCCUCUGAUGCACGAGAAGCUGAAAAUACAGUAGAGAGAGUAACCCCACGCCUUCAACAUGCAAAUUGUGCUGUUGUGCUUUCUGCUGUCAAGAUGAUCCUUCUCCAAAUGGAACUGAUAACUAGUACUGACGUGAUUCGAAAUCUUUGCAAGAAGAUGGCACCACCUCUGGUAACUCUUCUUUCUGCAGAACCAGAAAUUCAGUAUGUAGCCUUGCGCAACAUCAAUCUUAUUGUGCAGAAAAGACCUACAAUACUUGCACAUGAGAUCAAGGUUUUCUUUUGCAAGUAUAAUGAUCCUAUCUAUGUUAAGAUGGAAAAAUUGGAGAUCAUGAUAAAGCUAGCCUCAGAUCGAAACAUAGACCAGGUUUUGUUGGAAUUCAAAGAGUACGCCACAGAAGUAGAUGUAGACUUUGUUAGAAAGGCCGUACGUGCAAUUGGACGCUGUGCCAUCAAGUUAGAGAGAGCUGCUGAACGAUGCAUCAGUGUACUGCUUGAGCUGAUAAAGAUAAAAGUCAACUAUGUUGUGCAAGAAGCUAUCAUUGUCAUAAAGGAUAUCUUCCGACGCUAUCCUAACACCUACGAAUCCAUCAUUGCGACAUUAUGUGAAAGUUUGGACACAUUAGACGAGCCAGAGGCUAAGGCAUCAAUGAUAUGGAUAAUCGGUGAAUAUGCUGAAAGGAUUGACAAUGCUGAUGAGCUCCUUGAGAGCUUUCUAGAAACUUUCCCUGAAGAACCUGCACUAGUACAAUUGCAACUGCUCACUGCAACGGUCAAGCUGUUCCUUAAGAAGCCAACUGAAAGCCCGCAGCAGAUGAUUCAGGCUGUUCUUAAUAAUGCAACAAUGGAGACAGACAACCCCGAUUUGCGUGAUCGUGCAUACAUUUAUUGGCGUCUCCUUUCUACUGAUCCUGAGGCUGCUAAAGAUGUUGUUUUAGCUGAAAAACCAGUAAUCAGUGAUGAUGCAAACCAACUUGAUCCCUCACUUUUGGAUGAGCUUCUUGUAAAUAUUGCCACCCUUUCUUCUGUUUACCAUAAGAUACCAGAUGCUUUUAUAAGCCGUGCAAAGUCAGCUGCAACUAAACCAGAGGAUGAUGAUUUUGCUGAGGGAGGAGAAACAACUUAUUCUGAGACACAGUCUCAUGCUAUUGAUGGUACAGGUGCUUCUCCUAGUAAUGUUUCUCAUGCUGAAACAAGACAGCAGGCACGAGCAACAGCUGAAAUCUCUGCGCCUGUGCCAGAUGUAUUAGGAGAUUUAAUUGGUCUUGAUAAUGCUAUUGUGCCUGUAGACCAGCCAACAACACCUACUGAACCUCCCUUACCUGUAUUGCUUCCUGCAUCUACUGGACAAGGUUUACAGAUAAGUGCACAGCUGAUUCGCCAAGAUGGCCAGAUAUUUUAUGCUAUAAUGUUUGAGAACAACACACAGGUUGUAUUAGAUGGAUUCAUGAUACAGUUUAACAAAAAUACAUUCGGUCUUGCAGCUGCAGGGCCUCUGCAGUUCCCGCCGUUGCAACCUGGAUCUUCAGCGAGAACCCUUCUUCCUCUAGUUUUAUCCCAGAAUAUCUCACCUGGCCCUCCUAGCACACUUUUGCAAGUUGCAGUUAAAAAUAAUCAGCAGCCAGUCUGGUAUUUCAAUGACAAAAUUUCACUGCAUGUUUUCUUUGGCGAAGAUGGUAAAAUGGAACGCACAAAUUUUCUUGAGACAUGGAAGUCCCUUCCAGACACAAAUGAAGUGGGGAAGGACUUGACAAAUUCCACCAUCAACAAUGUUGAUGCUACAAUUGAACACUUAGCUGCUGCCAACGUCUUCUUCGUCGCAAAACGAAGGAAUGCCAACAAAGAUCUGUUGUACUUGUCAGCCAAAAUUCCUCAAGGAAUUCCUUUCCUCAUAGAGCUUACUGCUGUUCUUGGUAUUCCCGGAGUAAAAUGUGCAGUGAAGACACCAAGCCCAGAUAUGGCAGCAUUCUUCUUUGAAGCCAUGGAGACCUUGCUGAAGUGAUAUCCAAUAUUCUUUUUAGAAUUUAAAGUUCAUGUUGUUUUCCCGGUAGUAGAUCUUUGUUAUUGCGAGUUAGUGUUUAUUUUGUGAAGCAAAUUGAUUUUGACUUGAUAUUACAUGUUGACUUAACUUCCUCAUUCAAGUUGGAAACAUUUCUGAUUCAUAACUGUGAGAGAAAUAUGGGCAUUUGGGUUGGAAAAUUUUCA
Zingiber officinale is the source of this 3087-nucleotide messenger RNA. RefSeq names its product beta-adaptin-like protein B. Lineage: Eukaryota; Viridiplantae; Streptophyta; Magnoliopsida; Zingiberales; Zingiberaceae. Gene Ontology annotation, biological process: intracellular protein transport; vesicle-mediated transport. Bases 191 to 2884 code for a protein of 897 amino acids. The record is from RefSeq and is a predicted model, not a curated record. Gene Ontology annotation, cellular component: clathrin adaptor complex; membrane coat. The transcript has 15 exons. Gene Ontology annotation, molecular function: clathrin binding.